This is a messenger RNA of Trachemys scripta elegans, 4505 nucleotides long. It is a transcript of the gene DHX9, whose product is annotated as DExH-box helicase 9. Lineage: Eukaryota; Metazoa; Chordata; Testudines; Emydidae. Gene Ontology annotation, cellular component: intracellular anatomical structure; nucleolus; ribonucleoprotein complex. Bases 1138 to 4281 code for a protein of 1047 amino acids. The transcript has 23 exons. The record is from RefSeq and is a predicted model, not a curated record. Gene Ontology annotation, molecular function: double-stranded RNA binding; ATP binding; 3'-5' DNA helicase activity. Gene Ontology annotation, biological process: regulation of mRNA processing; positive regulation of transcription by RNA polymerase II.
AAGGUCCCUUCCAGUUCUAGGAGAUGGGAUAGCUCCAUUUAAAAAAUAAAUAAAUAAAUAAAAUUGCAUAUUAGGUGAAUAUCCAGUAAAAGCAGAGGAAUAGUUGCAUUAUAUUUCUGGAUUGAAGAAGUAGGGUGGUAGUAGUAUUUUCAGGAAGCACCAAUCCUCACAUAUAUCUAGGCUUGGCAGAGUUCAGUUUUUUAUUUUAUUAUUUUUUUUUAAAUUUUGACAGAUAAUAUCAAUGUUUUAAAUUUUCAGGUGUCCAAAACUGAGUGUCAGACAGUUGACACUGAGAUUCAGAAAGUUAGCUUUAGAAACCAAACACAAAUUGUAAAUAUAACAUGUCAAAAGAUACAAGGAAAAUAACCUUAAAUCAAACUGUAAGUUCUCAAGCAGCAUUUUUCUUAUUUUGUUUAUCUGUAAAUUUAGAUUAUUAUUGAUGGUAAUGUCUUCUGCCCGUUUGUAUGGGUAUGAUGAAAUCUAAACUUGCUGAUAUUUACCAAUAAAAAUCUAAUCCUUCCAAGUCUACGUAUGACUUGCCAGUUCUGAUCUUUUUAAUAUUCUUUAUGUUGAGUGUCAGUUUUACUUUUCCAUAAGUGAGAAAUUUUAAAGGAGAAAUAUGUCUCUUCAGUGGAUUUUUGUCACUGUCCCUUCAAAACUGAGUGGGUACAGGUACUUGAUAAUAGCAUACAUUUGGAAUCAAGAGGGUUUAUUUUGAGUGACAGGAAUGUAAAUGUAGAACUUCUGGGGCACAGAAUACAAAAUGAAUAUUUUAGCAAAUGAUGGGACAAGACUUUUACCUUUUGGGGACUUCACUGGCAGUCUGGGUACAGCAUUGCUGCUUGUUUCAUGCUGAAAGGGGUAGCAGACGGCGACACCAGAGAUCUGUGCUCAUUCACACAUGUGCUUCUGCUUAGGCCGAACUAAGCAAUCACAUGGGAGUCUAUUGUAAACUGAUUUCUGGUGUCGCUGUUCCCCCCUUAGGUGGAGGAGAAUGAGAUUGAGUGCUGACUAUAAGCCUGGCUGAGAAACAUACUGGCAUCGGUGUCAUUAAUGAAAGGGUGGCUGUUGUAUCCCUGAGAGCCAGUGGCCUUUGACUCAUGAAGCCGCUGUGCCUGAAGGAGCUUUAUUGCAGAAAUGACCAUUUAUGUCAAGCAGCUGGGCAGAAGAAUCUUUGCUCGUGAGCAUGGAUCAAACAAAAAGCUGGCAGCACAGUCCUGUGCUCUGUCCCUGGUCAGACAGCUCUACCAUCUUGGGGUCAUCGAGCCCUACACUGGGCAGACAAAGAAGAAGGAAGGAGAAACAGUAGAACCUUAUGAAGUGGUGAUCUCUCCUGAUUUGGAAAAUCAACUGAAUAGCAUCAUACAGGAGCUUUCUCUUGAGGUCAUGCCACAGCCUGAAGAUCCAAGCUGUCCAGUUUUGCUCAACAUUGGAAAACUGGCCCAUUUUGAACCAUCUGUGAGACAGAAUCAAAUGGGAGUUGUCCCAUGGUCACCCCCGCAGUCAAACUGGAACCCUUGGACCAGCUGCAAUAUUGAUGAGGGUCCUCUGGCAUAUGCCACCCCAGAACAGAUAAGCAUGGACUUGAAAAAUGAUCUCAUGUACCGCCUGGAGCAGGAUCAAGAGUUACAGAGGAUCCUACAAGAGAGGGAGACACUGCCUGUGAAGAAAUUUGAGACUGAAAUUCUUGAUGCAAUCCAUCACAGUCCUGUUGUCGUCAUUCGUGGUGCCACUGGUUGUGGCAAAACCACACAGGUUCCACAGUACAUCCUGGAUGAAUACAUCAAAAACGGCAAAGCUGCAGAAUGCAACAUUGUAGUAACACAACCCAGGAGGAUCAGUGCAGUUUCCGUGGCAGAGCGUGUGUCGUAUGAGAGAGGAGAAGAACCUGGGCAAAGCUGUGGAUACAGUGUACGAUUUGAAUCUGUACUUCCCCGCCCCCAUGCCAGUGUGAUGUUCUGCACUGUAGGUGUCCUCCUAAGAAAACUGGAGGCUGGGAUCCGUGGAAUUAGUCAUGUUAUUGUGGAUGAGAUCCAUGAGAGAGACAUUAAUACUGACUUCCUCAUGGUGGUGCUGAGAGACGUAGUUGAGGCAUAUCCUGAAAUCAGAGUUAUCCUUAUGUCUGCCACUAUUGAUACCAGCAUGUUCUGUGAAUACUUCUUCAAUUGCCCCAUCAUUGAGGUCUACGGUAGAACCUUCCCAGUUGAAGAGUAUUUUCUGGAAGACUGUAUUCAGAUGACUCAGUUUGUUCCUCCAUUAAAGGAUAAGAAGAGGAAAGACAAAGAUGAAGAAGGUGGUGAAGAUGACGAUGCCAACUGUAAUCUUAUAUGUAGUGAUGAAUAUGGUCCAGAAACAAAACGUUGUAUGGCCCAGUUGAACGAGAAGGAAACUCCCUUUGAGCUCAUUGAGGCCUUGCUAAAGUACAUCGAGACCCUGAAUGUUCCAGGAGCUGUGCUUGUCUUCUUGCCUGGCUGGAACCUGAUUUACACCAUGCAAAAGCAUCUGGAAAUGAAUCCACACUUUGGAAGCCAUCGCUAUAGAAUUCUGCCCCUGCAUUCACAAAUUCCUCGAGACGAACAGCGCAGAGUGUUUGAUCCAGUGCCUUCUGGAGUGACCAAGGUGAUUUUAUCCACCAACAUUGCUGAGACUAGCAUUACCAUCAAUGACGUUGUCUACGUUAUAGACUCUUGCAAACAAAAGGUUAAGCUGUUCACUGCUCACAACAAUAUGACAAACUAUGCCACUGUCUGGGCAUCAAAAACUAACCUUGAGCAACGGAAAGGGCGAGCUGGCCGAGUGCGGGCUGGAUUCUGUUUCCAUCUGUGCAGCAGAGCUCGCUUUGAAAGGCUUGAAACUCACAUGACACCUGAAAUGUUCAGAACACCACUGCAUGAAAUUGCUUUGAGCAUCAAACUUCUGCGACUGGGAGGGAUUGGACAAUUCUUGGCCAAAGCGAUAGAACCACCACCUUUGGAUGCAGUGAUUGAAGCAGAGCACACACUCAGAGAGCUGGAUGCCCUGGACUCCAAUGAUGAGUUGACACCUCUUGGGAGAAUCCUUGCUAAACUCCCCAUUGAACCUCGUCUGGGCAAGAUGAUGAUAAUGGGCUGCAUUUUCUAUGUAGGAGAUGCUGUGUGUACCAUCUCUGCUGCCACCUGCUUCCCUGAGCCUUUCAUCAGUGAGGGUAAACGGCUGGGUUACGUCCAUAGGAAUUUUGCGGGGAACAGGUUUUCAGAUCAUGUAGCCUUGCUUUCAGUCUUCCAGGCCUGGGAUGAUGCAAGAAUGGGCGGUGAAGAUGCAGAAAUAAGAUUCUGUGAACACAAAAGGCUCAACAUGGCUACACUCAGGAUGACUUGGGAAGCCAAAGUCCAGCUUAAAGAUAUUCUUAUCAAUUCUGGCUUUCCGGAAGAGUGUUUGAUGACUCAGAUAUUUAACAACACUGGACCAGAUAACAAUCUAGAUGUUGUGAUCUCCCUGCUUGCUUUUGGUGUAUACCCUAACGUCUGCUAUCACAAGGAGAAGAGGAAAAUUCUUACCACUGAGGGGCGCAAUGCACUUAUCCACAAGUCAUCCGUCAACUGUCCUUUCAGCAGCCAGGACAUGAAGUAUCCAUCUCCUUUCUUUGUUUUUGGUGAAAAGAUCCGAACACGAGCUAUCUCUGCCAAAGGAAUGACUUUGGUGAGCCCGCUGCAGCUGCUUCUGUUUGCCUCAAAGAAAGUCUUAUCUGAUGGAGAGAUCAUUCUGGUGGAUGACUGGAUUAAAUUGCGGAUGUCUCAUGAUGCAGCUGCCUGUGUCACUGCCCUACGUGCAGCAAUGGAAGCUCUUGUUGUUGAAGUAACUAAAGAUCCUGAAAUCAUUAGCCAGCUGGACCCAGUGAAUGAGCGAAUGCUGAAUGUGAUCCGCCAAAUCUCCAGGCCUUCAGCGGCUGGCAUCAACCUCAUGGCAGGCAACACAAGGUUUGGAGAUGGUCCUCGUCCACCCAAAAUGGCUCGAUAUGACAAUGGAGGUGGAUUCAGAGGACGGGGAGUUAACCAGCGUGGCUCUGGCUACAGAGGUGGAGGCUAUGGUGGUGGAGGCUAUAACUCGUACCGAGGUGGCUCUGGAGGAAGAGGAUACCAAGGUGGUUCUGGGGGAGGUUAUAGAGGUGGGGGGGGAUAUAGAGGGUCUGGGGGAGGGUAUCGAGGCUCGGGUGGAGGAUAUAGAGGGUACCAAGGUGGUGGGAAUAGAGGUAAUUAUGGAGGUGGGUAUGGGGGCCAAGGAAGGGGGCGUGGUGGUUAUUGAAAUCCAUUGAAGUCUUUCUUGUACUCCAAAAAAAAAUGUGCAUGUUUCCUUCUGGAAUUUCUUUGUUACUAAUACAGAAGUCUGUUUGUCAUUCUACUUGUUCACAGUAGCUUGAAAAGAAUUGUUUAGGACUACUGGUGAUAUUAUGUAAAAUAGUCCUUACUACAGAGUACCACAGUCUGUAUACUUUGUUCUUAAUAAAGUGUUCUGUUCACAAGACGUAA